AUAACGGCGAAAACUCGAUGUUUGUCUUUCCGGUCACAGCCUCCGAGCACACAGCAGAUGCCGCCGCUCAGGGGAGUAGCAAUUGUUUUGUUUUGGAUUGUCUACAUCGAUGCGCACGCCCUGACAGGUCGAAUUCGACGUCGCAGAGAUCUGCUGGACUUGGCCGACAUGUUUGACCUAGUGACAGGUCUUGAUCCCACGGACUACAUCCCUUAUGGAAACUGGUGUGGUUACGGCGGCCAAGGCAAACCGAUUGACCUUAUAGAUAGGUGCUGUGAAAUUCAUGAUUCGUGCUAUGGAGAAUCAGAGAAGAAGUGUUUUAACGAACAAAUACAUGUCGUUCAAUAUGAGUGGGCAAUAGAAAAUGAAACUAUCAUAUGCAGAGACUCGAAUGUCUGCGAAGAGAGCGUGUGCCAGUGUGACAGAGAAGUUGUCGAGUGCAUCUCCCUCCAUAACCACGUUUACAGAGAAGAGAAUCGAUUUAUCAGGAAGCCAAGAUGACGUUACAUUCUUUAGGCAAAUUAUUCCAAGACCUUACUUUCUGUGGACUCAUUUUCUGUGAUUACUAAAUUGAAUUGUUAAUUUUUCCUGCACGCAUUCACCGAGGAACUUGAAUAAGAGUUUAUUGAUGUUGCGUAAGAGUAACUCGCUUGUUGAUGGAUUAUACAGGGGAACAAUUUUAAACGAAAUUUCUGGUGGGUUAAGAUUUUUGAGCUGGUUCUGAAUACAGCAGGCAUUCUGCUUUCAGAACUGCAGUUCUCUUCUACCAUGUCAGGUUUUUUCUCUACGCCUUUUGUGAAUGGCACCCAUAUGACCGCUUUCCGCGGAGAACGCGUAUAACAGGGUUAGACUACAGAAUAUAGUGCUCUUAUAUUGGCUGAUAUAAACCUUUUUAAAUUGAAAUAAAGUAUUUCUUUUCCAGAAUAUAAUAAUAAUUAUUUUUGACAAGUUUUAAUUCACUUUAUGAGGAGGCUCCGCCUCCCGCUUACUCCGUUCGCCACCUGCGGUGGCUCAAUGCCGCGAUAGGAGACAGUUGAUCGUAAUGCUUUUCAGUGUGUCAGGACGUCCUUGGAUGUCCUCAGGACUCUUUCCAGCACUUUAUCUCCAGGAAAUCCGGCCCUCUAUCUCCGGUCCCUCAAAAUUUACAGGGGUAAGACAUGGCGGAAUUACUUACCCUAGGCGUCCUGUAUCCAACGGUGCCUGUAUUAACCUGGUAGACAUUGUAAAUCUGGAGGAGAUAGGGUUACAGACACACACACACACACACACACACGCACAGACAGACAGACGCGCACAGGUUUUAAUAGUAUAGAUUUUCAUGGUUAAAAAAAAAUCAGUAAAGAAUGCAAAACAAUUCCGUGUUCAUCGAAACAAAAAGCUCGUUAGUCAACUCGCGAUACCUCGAAACCGUAUUACUCGAAUAUUUCUUUACCUCGAAGUUUUCAUAGUGUCCCAAAUUCUGAAGAGAGUUGUAAGAACUUCCCAUGAGUCGAACUACCAAUAGCUCGAAAAUUUCGUCAGUCCCUUGGAACUUCGAGUUAUUGAAUUGAGAGUUGGCAAUAUUUGGCAUUAUGUUUACAAUGCAUAUCAUGACUGCUCACUUGGAAAAUAUUUUUCUUUCUUCCUAUAUUUUUAAAAAAUGUUUCACAUUUUGCAAACUCGCCGCUUUGAGCCCUACGUAGCUUAAAAACUUGACAUGAUGGACUCGAACUGAGAUCAAUUUUGGACUCAGUGGCCAAAAGUUAGUCACACAUCCAAGUCGGCCAAAUCUCCGUUCCCCAACAUUAACCAGGCAGCGAACUUUCAUAUCCUCAAGCUUAUUACAGCACUUGUUAGCAAAUUCUAUCAGCUCGAUUUAUUAUUUCGUACUUUUUUUAAGCCAAAUAUUUAUUGUAUCGCUCCGUAUAAACGUCGAUUUGUGUACAUAACCUUUGCAUUAAAAAUGUCAUGUGCUUUAAUUUUGUAAAUUGUUUUAAUAAAAACUUGUGCUCGUG
Molecule: messenger RNA, 1994 nt
Organism: Uloborus diversus
Lineage: Eukaryota; Metazoa; Arthropoda; Arachnida; Araneae; Uloboridae
Product: basic phospholipase A2 caudoxin-like
Exons: 4
Coding region: 58-501 (147 amino acids)
Biological process (GO): arachidonate secretion; lipid catabolic process; phospholipid metabolic process
Molecular function (GO): A2-type glycerophospholipase activity; calcium ion binding
Source: RefSeq, a predicted model, not a curated record